Molecule: messenger RNA, 3840 nt
Organism: Wickerhamiella sorbophila
Lineage: Eukaryota; Fungi; Ascomycota; Dipodascomycetes; Dipodascales; Trichomonascaceae
Exons: 1
Coding region: 1-3840 (1279 amino acids)
Biological process (GO): post-transcriptional tethering of RNA polymerase II gene DNA at nuclear periphery; RNA export from nucleus; protein import into nucleus
Cellular component (GO): nuclear pore cytoplasmic filaments; nuclear pore
Molecular function (GO): structural constituent of nuclear pore
Source: RefSeq, a predicted model, not a curated record
AUGAACGGUGGAGGGCUUUUCAACCAAACGGCCACUAACUCAGCGAGCACAUUUGGCCAGCCACAAACCCAGAACCAAACACCUUCGUUUGGUGGGUUUGGCACGUCGUCAACUACGUCCCAAGGCGGUCUUUUCGGACAGCAAAAGACGGGGGGUCUGUUUGGAUCAAACACCACUGCGCAGCCUGGCCAGGCACCAACCGCGACAUCUUCCUCAUCAGCCCCAUCUACCCCCUCAUUGUUUGGAUCCAAUCCCAGCAUCACCACCACCACCACUCAGCCUUCUUCUCUGUUCGGUAACAAGCCGGCGCCGACUGGUUCAAGCCUUUUCGCAGCACCUGCCCCUAGUCAGCCUUCUGGUGGUUUGUUUGGUGCUAAACCAGCUGCAACCGGUACUGGUCUUUUUGGAAACGCGUCUGCUUCUGCAGAUGCUAAGCCAGCUUCCACUGGAACGAACUUAUUCGGAACAGGUACCGCAGCACCAGGAACUACAACCUCGUCGACUGGUACCGGGUUGUUUGGAAACAAUACCGCACAGUCCAGCUCAACAGGAGGUCUGUUUGGAAAUAGUACUGCUAACACAAGUACAAUUGGAACCACAAGUUUGUUUGGAAAACCUGCAGCUGCAGGCACUUCCACUGGAACUGGCUUGUUCGGUUCCACGCCGUCAGCUAGUUCAGGCCUCUUAGGAGGUACGUCUGCACCCACAACGGGUACAGGUAUGUUUGGAAGCUCAACAAAUCAAACCGGCUCGCUAUUCGGAAAAGCGGCAGCUCCUACCACAGGCGGUGCAGCCCCUACAACUGGUGUUAGCAUCUUUGGAUCCAGUAUCCAGUCCACCCCUAUGAAUGGUUUGGGGAACGCUUCUGCUUCAACAUCUACCACACAGCCCGUCGCAGGAUUGUUUGGCUCAUCUAGCAAUGGCGCUGCUGGGCGCCUUUUCGCUACAAUUGAGCAGCCCUCGUAUACUUUGCCCGGAUCCCAGAGCAACGGAUCUCCUAAAUUGUACAAGUCUUUAACCGCAGGGAUGGCUCAAACAGCUAAAGAGAAUGGCAGAUCUGCUCCAGCUGUUAAAUUGGCUGUGGCAUCUGCCCCGUCCGUUUCGACCACUGAAAAAUCGUCUUUGCCAAUCAAGAGAUCUUCAGAGCAUCAGCAGGACACUCGCAAGCUCUUGAACUCGUAUGAGAAAUAUAUCAAGGAUCGCCCGACAAAUCUGAUAAUUCGUCGAGCCAAGCGACCCGCCUUAGCCAUCUCUGCCCCAGCGUCUAAACUGGCCAUUGAGAACGGUUCCGCACAACAAACAAUGGAAAACUCUGUUAAUGGCACGCUUGAAACCACAGUGGCCCAGUCACUUGCAGACUCGACACUCCCUUCGGCGGAUAUAUCGUUAUUCCACAAACAGGCGCAGACCGUGACCCUUGUUCGCGUCAACAAAGCCGCUUUGGAGCAAGGCUACUUCAUUCGGCCAGGCCUUGACGAGCUCGCCUCUUACUCCAAGGAGCAGCUCAAGGCAGUUCCUAAUCUUGUUAUUGGCCGCGACAAUUUUGGCCAACUGUUGUAUUCUGACCCAAUUGAUCUGUCCGGGAUCGAGAAUCUAGGUGAUAUCUUGGGCAAGCUGGUUGUAUUUGACGAAGGCACUGUUUGCGUUUAUCCUGACGAUCGCAAAAAGGUUGAACGUGGCAAGGAACUCAAUGUGCCCUGUACUGUUACCAUCGAAAACGCGUUCCCGCGUGAUACGCAAGGGAAGCUCAUUCUGUCAAUGGCCGACCCCCGAAUGGCUAAGCAUGUUGCCAAGCUCAGAAAAGCUAAUGAGUCUCGUGGUGCUGAGUUCAUCACAUUUUCUCAUGGCGUUUGGGUGUUCAAAGUUCCUCACUUUAGCAUGUGGGGGUUGCCUGUUGAUGAAAUGGUCGUAGACGACGACUACGCCGACGAAAAUUCAGCCGACGAACACGAACAGUUAUCAGUGGAGAUCAAUGGUGUUUCACGUCCUACUGAAUCUGUUGCUGUAAAGUUUGAAUCGGUUCAACCUUCGGUUCGUUCCAAUCCUGUUAUUCCUACAGUUGCCCAAGAACCCCUCACAUCUGUUGGUUUUUUUCCCCGAACAUCUACUCCGGAUUUUGUUGCGGACGAAAUGCAGAUAGUGACAGAUUCCCAACCUUCCAAGCCUCGAACUUGGGUUGAUGUCUUGGCAAACUCUUAUUUGUUGGAGGCUUCUGAAGGCGCUGUUGCUGAGGCAUCCGCCGUGGACGGAUCACUUACUGCGAAUGAUUUAAACAGGAUCCUGUAUGGUGCCAAGGAUGAUAGAGUUUCGGCCUACGAGAAACUGAGACGCCCACCAACGUUGUUCACCUCCAACUCUAUGCUAAAAAAGGCACCAACCAUAAGUGGUGUUGGAAAAGUCAUGGUUAAAGAUGCAACGUCCUUAGACACCGGUAUCCUCAAAUCUUUUGUGACCAAGGCUGGAAGAUCCGCGGCAGCUGGCGGUCUCAUGCGACUUGCUACAAAUGUGACAUUUGCUGAUCUACAAAUCAUUUUCCCACAUCCUCUUUGGCCUGUCUGUUCGGUUAUUUUUGACGGCUCCUCUGGAGUUACUCGGCGGGAGCGAUUGUCGGCUUGGCUCGUUGAGCAAACAUCUAAAGCUGUCAAUAGAGACCUUUCUGCGGCUGAAGAUGAUUUCGACGCAAUCUGGAUAUUAAUCUGUGGUUAUCGUCUUGAAGAUGCGGCGGUUCGUGCAAUUUCUUCUGGCAACCCUCAUUUGGCUACACUGAUCUCUCAACUGGGAUCCCCGGCCGCCCGGGCUGCAGCUCAAGCCCAGCUCAAGGAAUGGAGAAGCUCAGAUGCUAUUUUCUUUAUUCCCUCAAAGGUAAGGGCGAUCUACGAGCUUGCAUCAGGAAAUGUUGGACUAGUUCCAGCAUACUCUGCCAAUGGCCAGCGAGUAGCCGAACUGGAUCUCACUGAAGGCUUGGACUGGAAAAACGUCCUGGGCCUAAAGCUCUGGUAUGGGAUGCCAGAGGUUGAAAUUGAUAAUAUUAUUGCGACUUUGCCCGAUAGCGAUGACUCUGAAUUUGUGUUCUUGCGACUGGUUUGCCAGCCGUCGGUUCUAAAUCAAAUCGACACUCUUGUAGGCUUGCCCACUGCCUUCUUGGCUCUCCAAGCUUUGAAAAAUAUUCCUCGUGAAUCGCACACCAUCGACAAUAUUUGCGUCCAGCUAAGCUACGAGCUACUUGAAUCAUCACAGCUGACCAGUGCGGUGUUUGUGGCUCUUCACAUCGUGGACGACAGGCUGGCUUUGAUUGUUGUCAAGGACAUUCUUAUGCGCUCACCAUGGUCUCUAUCAAGCUCUUUUGCUGCCGAAUUGGAUCUCCCUAAGCAGUUGGUGUUGGAAUCGCAGGCACUGUAUGCACACUACGCGCAGAAUUAUAUUAAAGAGUCUGAGCUGUUGAUUGAAGCCGAACUGUUUGACGAUGCCCACAAAGUGCUAAUCACCCUGGUUGCUCCACAGGCUGUUAUUCGGAACGACUACCACACGGUUGAACAGCUGUUACAGCGUAUCCCUCCAACCGUCAAUGGAUGGAAGCUGGGCGGCAAGGUAUAUCUUGAUUACUCCAAAUUCAUCAACAAGCCCACCUCAGAGCUUGCUUUGACAUUGUGCUCUGCGCUGCAAACAAUUGCAACGUUUAACGUCGAGCAUAAAGCUGCAGUCGCCAUAAUGGCAGGCCAAGUCGCGUCGCAAGGCAGAAUGAGUUUAAUGACCCCCCAGAUAUUGAAAAUGAAGCUGGGCUCGAGCCAAUACCGGCUACAAGCUAUGCAGCAGGCUGCAGUAGACCUUAUUCAAAUGUAG